AGUGGACGCGAACGGUCGAUUGUUCGUGUCGUUGUUGAAAACUGCACAUGAAAAUGGCGUAGUAAGAUGGUAUAGUGCCAUAAUUUUCAUCGUAUAAACGUACCGUGAGAAGUCUUGAACAGUGAACAAGCGUUUAUCAUUUGACUUUGUAAGCAUUUAUAACGAUACCGUCCAAUCAAGAGCAUUGUGAUUAAUUCGAUGGAUCACUCAUCCUAAUAGCAGCGUAAAAAGUGUUGUGUGUUGGUGACUUGUACUGUGAUUUGACAACGGAUGUGUUUGAGUACCUCGUAACGUUUCGGAGUUUGAACGAGGUGUACAAGCUUGAUUAAACUAACGUGAUUUAAUUUUUAUGAAGGAAACUCAAGCAUGGCACUCAAACUUGGGAGAAAUCGAGAAUUUUUCCUCGUGACAGCUUGACGACCUCGACUCCAGACGAGUUCAAGAUGGCGCCACCGGCAUUUUGACACUUGCCCAAGAUUCGUCAGCUGGAUUUUACAACUGUUCCGAGCUUCGAUUAUUAUGAGCAGAGAAUUUUACGUUCCUUGUACACCUUACACUUAUCAGUGUGGCAGUGGCGGAGGCUCAACGGAAGGCGUCGUCGGGAGCGUCAGUGGUAGCGGCAGUGGUGGAAACAGCAGCAGCGGCGGUGGCAUGGAUUGCAUGCCCCUACGACCGGGUCCCUUUCACUACCUGAUAAGCGAGCAGGCGAAGUCCUUGAUCGCCCUGCAGGAGCUCCAGAAUGAGGUCGGUGUCCUUCUCGAGUUCCGGGACCUCGUCAUCGAGACGUUCCCAAACCUGCGGCACAAGAUGGCGGCGACGGCCUCCGCGGGGGCAUCCGUGAUGUCAUCCUCCUGCACCCAGAACUCCCACAUCCCCUUGCCACUGUCCAGCCCGUCGUCCAGAAGAAUCAACGAAUGGGAGCCUGGCAAGGUCAGGAGACGAGUUCCUCGCGAAGGUGGCGAGCCCUCGUCGUCAUCCUUGCCGAGGAGUCGCAGUAACUCUCACAGUGGCGGCACCAAGACCAACUGCAGCGCCACGGUACAGGAUUCCGGCUUCAGCACAGAGACUUCCUCCAAAGACAGUGCCUCUACAGCGAUAGCACCUAGACCUAACAGUCCACGGCCUGCUGUGCUGGACGAGGCAGAGGACGAGCUGUGGAACCUCCUGGACGUGAUUCAUCGUAAAGGGAUCAGGCUGAGAGAGGAGGUAGAGUGUCUACAGGGAAGAUUGGAGAGCGUUGCAUCGGAAGACCUAGCCUCUACGGAUAUCUUGGACGCUGUGAGGAAGGUCACCUGUUUGGACGACGGGAAAGCUGAGGAUGAGAAGGAAGACAAGGACAGAGAGUCCCAAGUGGUAGCGCUGAAGAGAGAGAAGGAACAGCUGUUGGACAAGGUAGCCGAGCUUGAGGCAGAGACGAUAUCGAGUCGAGCCAGGGCACAGGAGCUUCAGUCCGAAUUGGCUGCACUGUCAGCGUUGAAGAGCGGCUUGGAGGAUCGACUGAGAGCUGGACUGACCGAUUCCUCGUCGAAUAUCCUGACACCGGGUGCACAGAGGCUGCAGCCCAUAGCUCCGGCGCUGCCUGUCGUGUCCUCGCCGAAGACCAACAACGUUAGCAACAUCAAGAGCAAGUCAUCCGCGUUCGCGUCAGUCGCGACGUCCACGAAGGCUCACAAGAGCCGCUUCCGGACGAGGACCAUCGAGAAGAACGUGCUGCUCGAUAUCAACGUUCAUAACGAAGAGCUGCGCGAUAUUGAUGUCGAGGCGAGAGUGAACGAGAGGAGAGCACGUCUCGGCGCUUUGGAUUCCGUCCUCGUGUCACCCGCCAGAGUUGCGAACGUUAAGGACGUUGACUCGAAGAAGAUCGCUGCCAUCCUACGAGAGAACUCGCCUCUCGAGCUGCAGCGGCAUCUAAUCACCACUACCGUCCAUAAUCAGGUCCUGCAGAAGAGGUUAGACGAGGUAGAAAAAAGCACGGAAACUCUCUCCGAACGACUAGACAAGGCACGGGAAGAGAACGACGACCUACGUUUCCAGCUGGAGGAGAGAAACAUCGAACUGGAAGGGACGCGAGCUCGUGUCCGCGUGCUGGAGAGACUGCAACAACGACCGCCAACGGAAACGGACCCAGAGGCAGACGCGGAUCAGCCUAGAUGCGAGCAGAACGGUCUGGAGCCAGGCAGCAGCACAGAGUCAGCCCGCGAUCAUCAUCAAGCGAUCGAGGUGAAACCGUCGCCACGGCGACGUCCUAGUCGUAUACCUUUGCCCGGUAGCACGGGAAAGGCUGCAGCACCCAGACCACCUAGCCACGGAAGAAACGACAGCAAGGAAUCGUUGAAAUCGUUGACGAGGCCCCCGCGUGAUUCUAGUCGCGACAGUCACGGUGGCAAGUCCCUGUCAAAGGCUCGUGACUCGAAUCGAGACUCUCUGAGCAACAAAAGCCUGACCAAGAACAGUAACAGCAACAGCAACGGAGGUGGCGCAGGCAAUGGCGGUGGAAGUAAUAACGGGAACGGAAACAGCAAGGAGACGAACAGGGAGUCCCUGAACAGGUCCCUGCCGCGUAACAAUUCCAGCCGAGACUCCUUAAACAAAUCCUCCUCGCUGUCCCGCGCCCGAGACUCGCUGGAGUCUAACAACCUCGGCACGUCCUCAUCCCCAGGGACGACUCCUCCUCGACGACCGCCCGCUCCUGCACGCCGUUCCUACAGCCUGGCCCGCGCGUCGACAUCCGUUGAUACCGAGAACGGCAAGAGUUGCACCGAACCACCUAGUUCCUGGUGCUUAACGAACAGCAGCUUCCGGCACAGCGAUUCCUCCUUAUAUCUGGACUCCUUGAAUCAAGAGACCUCGUCGGUGACCGGACCUACCAGAGUGGAAUUCAUUAUCGGUUCGCCAACUAGACGCUUCCGACAGAGCUCUGUCUGGCCGCAUCGAUAUUUCGAUAGCAUAGACUCGGCGGCCAUGUUGCCCGAGAGUCUGUUAAGCGAUGACUAUUCCCUUCGACGUGGCGAAGCCCUCGCCGAGUGUGAUUCCCUCGAGUGUCAUCCGAUCUCCAACGACAGCUGA
Eufriesea mexicana is the source of this 3066-nucleotide messenger RNA. RefSeq names its product javelin-like (gene jvl). The record is from RefSeq and is a predicted model, not a curated record. The transcript has 5 exons. Lineage: Eukaryota; Metazoa; Arthropoda; Insecta; Hymenoptera; Apidae. Bases 520 to 3066 code for a protein of 848 amino acids.